CAGGGGUGGACUGACAACUCAUGGGGCCCCCGGGCAAUAGGGGAUCAUGGGGCCCCUGUGUCCUCACCCACACUCAAACCACACCCAAAAAAGCCUGUGAAAGGUACCAGGGGCAUCUCAUGGGGCCCCCUACUGACCCCGGCCCUCGGGCAGUGCCCGAGUUUCCAAAUGGUCAGUCCGCCCCUGAUUUGGACUCUUCUUCCAGAAGUCAUCUGACUCUCUGCUUUUGCAUUGGAGUCGUGGAGAUGAUGGCAGUCUCCUUCAUAGCUGUUCUAUUGCCCAUUGUCAAUUCCAGACCACUAUAACUUAAAGUGUUACUAAACCCACAACAGUAAAAUCA
Messenger RNA from Staurois parvus, 340 nucleotides. The record is from the annotation of a GenBank genome assembly. NCBI's taxonomy places the organism in Eukaryota, Metazoa, Chordata, Amphibia, Anura, Ranidae.